Molecule: messenger RNA, 1324 nt
Organism: Pocillopora meandrina
Lineage: Eukaryota; Metazoa; Cnidaria; Anthozoa; Scleractinia; Pocilloporidae
Source: the annotation of a GenBank genome assembly
CUGUGACUGUUGCCAAGCAUGUCUCUCUGUUGACUGUUAAUUCGAGCGGAGAGAGAUUGUUUAGAAGAAAAGAAGUAAAUAAGUCGGAAACGUGCAGGAAGCAAAGUUAAAUCGAAGCCAUUUUGCUUAGUGUUUUGGGCCGCCUAGGGAACUCGUGAUCCGUCAAACAAUGAUGGUAACUUCAAGGCGACCUCGCUACAACGAAACACGGCAAUUUAUGCAAGAAGUUCGCCAUCCCAAGAAGUCUCAUGGCUGUAUGGAAUUUCGCGAGAUUACUCUGAAGGACCCUGUCGUAGAUCCCGAGUGGAUAUUUCACCAUCCACGCUUUAGAGCCGAAAAAGUCACACAUAGCAUGAAAGUCACUCCUAGCGACGGACUGAUGGGCAGUAAGAAGAUUUAUAGACGCGUUCCUAGCGCGUGUGGAGAGGUACGUUCCAAACUUAUCUGUGAACGAAGGGAGGGAGUGGGAAACAAAACGUCUCGACACUUUUGCGAAUUACUAGGCCCUAAUCUGUGUAAGGAAUGCUGGAAGCUUGUGCAAAGAAUGGAAGCUUUUAAAGAACACCGCGACAGUUUUCCUAGCGAACUGAAAAGAUCUGAAAAAUUUAAGGACCCUUUUAGCCAAGUGAUAUCCUCGCAUGAUCGCAAACUCGAAGAAAAUGACAGCGAAGAAGAGCUUUUCGAUGAGACAGAGGACGAGGAAUUUAUUUCAACGACGAUUUCCUCAAGGAAACGAAGCACGAUAACUUCUCCAAACGACAGUGGCUAUUCAAGCCGAAUGAGUUAUAUUCUAAGCCUCAGUAGGACCCCCUCAGGCGACGUAUGUCCUCGCGUGACUUCACGUUCCCGUUGUACACGCGGAGGGGCAAGGGUCCCUGACGACAAAAGGGAAAUUUCUCCAAAAAACACCGAGGUGUUUACGACUCCUAUUUGGAAAAACGCCUACUUAGCUAAACUGCGCGAAAGAGAACCAUUCAGAGAAAUUUUGACGAACACGCUUCACUUUCCCAGAAAGGUGAGACACGCUUGGCGACAUUUACCGGUCGAGCCAGUCCUUAUGGAUUUGAAAUUGAUUAAUUUUACCAUAUACGACGGCAGAAGACUCAACGGAAAAGAGGAUACCGAAACUUCAAAGUAAUUAAAUCACAACAGUAAACCAAAGAAAUUGUACAGGGAAAUUCACAGAGAAACUGCAUUAUUAUUAUUGGUAUUUUUAGUAUUAUUAUUAUUAUUAUUGUUGUUGUUGUUGUUGUAAGACGACAGUAAGAACCGAAAAACAGCCAGCAUAAAUGGAACUGUAAUAUAUGCUUGAGGAAAAUCUCUA